AUGCUGGAAGGAAAGCUGCUGCUGGAUAUAACAUUGUGCAGUAACUCUAUAAGUCCUGGGAGGAUGACUCAGACUAUCAGAAAGGUUUAUGACAUAUUGGCGGGUUGGAGAAGGCUUUUUAGACCAGAGGUUGAUGAUGGAACCUUGGAAGAAUGGCGGUCGGUUGAGGAAGUUGCUGAUGGAAUCUUCAAAGAGCUGGCGAAGAAGCAUUGCAUUGAGCCCAUAAAUGAGAAGCACAGGUUUGUCGUGGACAGUUACAAGAUGAAUCCUUGUAUUCGUUCGGCGGUGAUUGUACUUGCCAAAGAAGCUGGGUUAUUUGAUUUUGAUGAUGAAAAAUGGAAUCCCACUACCAAUUUUAAGACAUCUCACCGGGCGUAUUUAGUUAAUGGAUUUUCUCAGGAGUUGGUGAAAUUUUUCAACGAAUCGGCUACAGAGAAACGUGGCGCCGAAUCGGAUCUAGAGAAACUGCAAACAAUAUUCAAUGUCAAUGAGCCGUAUCCUGACUUUUUCAAGUCGGAGUGGUUCUCAAAGUUGAAGAAUGUCAAGGUUCUUUAUCUGGGAAGGUGGCUGACCUCAGCUAAGCAUCAUAUUGAAGUAGAGAGCGUUGAAUUCUUAAAAGGGUUGAAAAAUAUGAAACUUUUAAGGUUUUUCAGCCUUCAAGGAAUUUCCAGAAUUACCAAGCUUCCUGAUUCCGUCUGUAAGCUCUUAAAUUUGAGGAUCUUGGAUCUUAGAGCGUGUCACACUCUCGAGGGGCUUCCAGAUGGAAUAGGUUCACUCGAGAAGCUGACGCACUUGGAUAUAUCCGAGUGUUACUUGCUAGAGUACAUUCCCAAAAAGAUUAAGUUUCUCUCAAAACUCCGAGUCCUUAAAGGGUUUGUAAUUGGUGACCGUCGAAAUGAAAAAGCGUGUACUCUUACUGAUUUGUCAGGAUUGAAGGACCUGAGGAAAUUGAGCAUCUACACAAACACGAAGGAUUUCCCCAACGAAGAUGACGCAAGCAAUCUACGAACGUUUGAAAAUCUUGAAAAACUUACAAUUGAGUGGGGAGCUUUUCCCAGCAAUACAGGCAGCGAUCACAAGGGUGAACCACCAUCAAACACAACAAGCACCAUGAAUCCAGAGAAUAGUGGAGAUAACAUAAAGAAGGACAAGAGAGCAGGAGGAUUGGUUAAGACUUUGUCAAGAACACUCACCUUUAAGAAAACAGGGCAGGGUGCCAUGUAUCCGAAAGGUUUUCAGAAACUAAAGAAACUGGAUCUCAAGUGUUACCCUUCGAUGCAAUCACCCAGUUGGUUGCUGCCUGCAAAACUUCCGAUGCUAGAGAAACUCUACAUCAGAGGAGGGAACCUCCAAAAUCUAAGUCCAGGUCAGAAGAAUGACAAGUGGAAAGUUAAGAUACUACGUCUGAAGUUCUUGAGCAACUUAAAGAUGGAUUGGAAAGAACUCCAGUCAUCAUUCCAGACUUGA
Molecule: messenger RNA, 1467 nt
Organism: Corylus avellana
Lineage: Eukaryota; Viridiplantae; Streptophyta; Magnoliopsida; Fagales; Betulaceae
Source: RefSeq, a predicted model, not a curated record